Messenger RNA from Pseudogymnoascus destructans, 11218 nucleotides. RefSeq lists its product as uncharacterized. NCBI's taxonomy places the organism in Eukaryota, Fungi, Ascomycota, Leotiomycetes, Thelebolales, Thelebolaceae. Gene Ontology annotation, biological process: protein retention in Golgi apparatus; protein targeting to vacuole; mitochondrion organization. Bases 949 to 10578 code for a protein of 3209 amino acids. Gene Ontology annotation, cellular component: extrinsic component of membrane. The transcript is spliced from 2 exons. The record is from RefSeq and is a predicted model, not a curated record.
CACCCAGAGCCACCCAGAGCCACCCAGAGCCACCCAGAGCCACCCAGAGCCACCCAGAGCCACCCAGAGCCACCCAGAGCCACACGGAUAGAAGCCCUUUGUUGUGUCUCGACUCCAAAUUUUAAAACAUUCUGCGCAGCUUAAACAGCUUGGGAUUCCUGAGCUGAACUUUCCAGUUCCUUGGUCGUGAGCGUUGUUAUCAUUCUCUGGCGUAGCGGUAGCAUUCACUGGAGAAGCAAUUGCGUUGCGUGGUGCGAGGUCCUCGAGUGUAUUGGCGGUUCGCUAUUGUGUAGCUAUAACUUGGUGGAGGAGUUCGGAAUAGAUGUUUUUGGACGGUUGGUGUUCUGGGAGGCUUCCAUCUUGGCUUUGGUUAUUAUGGCGUCGUUUGUAGGUAAAUUGCUUUGCUUCGGUGGGAGUGGAAGGUGCGUUCGUAGACGUCGACGAAGGCUUAUGAGUGCCUGGGGCAGGAAGGAGCCACAUGAGAAUCCCCAGAGUACGAGUACCUUGGUACUGCCAACAACGUCUUGAGUCCCACGCAAACCAAACAAUCAUGAUCACGAAUUUAUUGUACCAACGCGACUCCGAUCUCUUGAAAACCAACGAAUAAACUCUAGACUUUGUUGCGGAGAGAUCACUGUGUACUUUUCUUGCUCAUUAGCGGUCCCCAUUGCUCUGAAAGCGCCUCGAGAUCAUCGUCCCGAGUUUAGUUCCAAGGGAGGGGUCGUGAUACUCCCAACAGCUUAUCAUCCCAUGAACUGAAUCGUCCCACAAAGCCCUCGAGGGUGAAUCUACAAGAAGCGAGGCAAUUGAAAGCCUAUAUUCCUUCACGAAGACCCCCGGUCUAUGCGCGCGACUGCCGUUCUCGAGGAACAUAGACGACAUCAGCUGCGACCCUAAAAAACAACCCUACGAUUGUCCCUGCCCGGGUUACGGCACCAAUAGUACAGGAUGUUGGAAGGCUUGGUGGCCGGUCUCCUCAAUCGGUUUCUGGGCAUGUACAUUCGGAACUUCGACCCAGGACAACUGAAAGUCGGGAUCUGGUCGGGAGAUGUCAAGCUUCACAACUUGGAGCUCAGGCGAGAAGCUCUGGACCAGCUGAAAUUGCCGAUAAAUGUGGUUGAGGGACAUCUUGGAGCCUUGACGUUAACGAUACCAUGGUCGAAUCUACGUGGACAGCCUGUCAAGGUUUUUAUUGAAGAUGUAUACCUGUUAGCGGCGCCGAAGGAGGACGCGGAAUACGACGAAGAGGAAGAAGAGCGAAGGCGACAAGCUGUGAAAAUGGAAAAACUUGACAGUGCAGACAUCCUAAAAGAGAGGAAUGAUGAGGGCCUCAGCCAGGAGGAGCAGAAGAAGAGCCAGAGCUUCACGGAGAGCUUGGUUUCGGCUAUCGUGAACAACCUCCAAAUCACCGUGAAGAACAUACACGUCCGGUAUGAAGAUUCGAUAUCCGCUCCUGGACAUCCAUUUGCGCUCGGUGUAACGCUCGAGGGAUUCAGCGCUGUAAGCACCGACGGAAAAUGGAACCCAACAUACAUACAAAACUCAGUUGGUGUUGGGCAUAAACUCGCCACGCUGGAGGCACUUGCUGUAUACUUCAAUACAGAUACAAAGCUUAUGGGCACCGGAAGAGAAGCACAGGUGCCUCAAGAUGCCGAAGUUUUGUCCCAUGAGGAGAUGAUGGAGCAAUUCUCAAAAUUGAUCGUCAAGGGCGAGCAGAGCGACAACACCGAGCAUCAGUUCAUAUUGAAACCUGUUAGUGGCCGCGCAAAGAUCGAGAUGGAUACCUCGGGCGAGAUCACCAGGCCAAAGAUUAAAGCAGGUCUGCUCUUCGAUGAAAUUGGACUGGUUCUGGACGAUGACCAGUACAGAGAUGCACUCAUGAUGGUCGAUCUAUUCCAUUAUUUCCUGCGGCACCAGGAAUACAAGAAACUGCAGCCUAAAGGAGUAACUCCCAAAGAAGACCCUCGUGCGUGGUUGCGAUUUGCUGCAGACGCAGUGUUGAGCAAGAUCCACGAGAGAAACCGUCGCUGGUCAUGGGAUUACUUCCGCGAGCGACGGGAUGACAGAAUCCGUUACAUCGAGUUAUUCAAGAAGAAGAGGGGAGAUCAACCAAUGACCCCCGAUGAAACCAAGGACCUCAACAAUCUCGAGUGGAAGCUGUCGUACGAAGACCUGAGAUUCUGGAGAUCCCUUGCUAGAAAUCAGCUGAAGAAGGAAAAUAUCGGCGUCAAGAAAGCUACGCCUCCAAAGCCACAAGGAUGGGUGGCAUGGGCCUGGGGCUCGAAGCCCGAAGAGACUGAAGAGGAUGAGACGACCACGAUGACGGAAGAGCAACGUGAGGAACUGUACAAGGCUAUCGAUUGGGACGAGAAAAAUGCAAUCGCGGCAAGUGUUGAUCUUCCUCGAGAGACCGUUAAGCUCCAAAUCGAAGCCGAUCUUAAGUUGGGUAGUUUCACAUUAAAACGGGACUCCCAUAAUACCGCGGUGGAGGUCCUCAGUCUGUUCUUUGAUUCUUUUAGUGCCAAAAUCUUACAACGGCCGGAUUCCUUCCUUGCCGACGUAAGCUUAGGAGGCCUUCGUCUAAACGAUGGAACCACUGCGAACAGCUUCUAUCCACAAAUUAUUAGAGUGAAAGAUUCGCCAUCAACCGACGACGACACCAGCUUAACUAAGUUUGAGCCCGAGUCCGUCGUCGAACCGUUCUUCCAGUUCCAAUUCGAACAACACCCUCUAGACGAAAGUGCCGAUUUAGCAGUUACGGCAAAAUUGAAGUCUAUGGAGAUCAUUUAUAAUCCUAACUUUAUCGUGGAGAUCGUUAAAUUCUUCAAGCCUCCGGAGAGACACAUGGACUCCAUUUACGCUCUUAUGGAUACCGCAGGUGCUACGGUAGAAAGCAUUAGACAACAGACACGAGCCGGCUUGGAAUUUGCUCUCGAGGAGCACAAGACGAUAAAUGCCAAGCUGGACUUGCAAGCGCCUUUAAUCAUCGUUCCUGAAAAUAUUGAGUCCGAAAGGACUACGUGCUUAAUUGUCGAUGCGGGUCACAUUAGCGUCAACAGCGAUUUGGUUGAUAAAGAGACAAUGCGAGGUAUACAGUCUAAGCACAACCAGACGUAUACUGAGGAUGACCUGAAGCGCUUGGAAGGCCUGAUGUACGAUAAAUUCCAGCUGAAGCUUAAAGCAACCCAGGUUCUCAUUGGCCCGUCCGUGGAAGAGACCAGGGCACGCCUGGGAGACACUGGGGAUAAGGCGUUCCACGUUGUUGACCGCAUCAACGUUGAAUUUACGCUACAAUUAUCCAUUGUACCAAAGACUCCAAACAUCCCGAAAAUACGAAUAUCUGGGCACUUACCAGUACUCCAUGCCUCGGCGUCCGAUGCUAAGUGGAAGAGCUUCAUGCGUCUUGUCAACGUGGCUAUUCCCAAGUUUGAAGACGAGCAGGAAGUACUAGAUAAGGCAAUAGAACCUGCUCGCAACUCAGCGGCGACGAAGGAUGUCGAGCGUCCACGCGCACAGAGUUCUCUAUCACAGCGCCGAAAAUCUCACCGACAGUCAACCUCCUUCCCAUUUGCGGCUCAGCAGGCUGUUGUCAUCGAGGAAUCUGAUAUCGAUGAAGACGAAGAUUUUGUGUUCCAAGACGCUUCCAUCGGACAAACCGACGAAGACCUCAAACUCGCACAACGGACAUUUGAGUUAUCGUUCAGCAUUGGCCGACUCCAGGGUUCCCUAUAUCGAAGUGACCCUAAUGGCAAGAAGCCAGACCAAUUACUCGUCGAACUUGUUGCAGACCACUUCAGUGUCGACGUAACAGUCAGACCGUUUGAUAUAACGGCGGAAGUUGCCCUCCAAUCUCUCUCGCUGGAUGAUCAUGUAGAAAAGGAUCCUCUGCCUGAGUUCAAGCGCUUAGUAUCAUCAGGGGAUGGCGCAGAGGGAGGCGAUAAAGAGAAGGCCCUCGUCCAGGUGAAAUAUGCUAGGAUCAGGAGGGAGUCGCCCGAGUUUAUGACCAAGUAUUCGGGGAUUGAGACGAACCUUGACAUUGCAAUAUCGACAAUCAACUUGAUUGUUACAAGGAGAACACUUCUCACAUUGCUGGACUUUAUCCUCAUAACCUUCACGAACCCCGAAGGGAAUGAUUCGAAUCAGAAAACUGCCAUAGAGUCGGAAGAUGAAUCGGAGGAAGAUGAAGUUGUUGCCACACCCCAAAACCCAGCUGAGCCAGAGAAAAUAAGGAUACAAAUCAGCCUCAAGAAGGUGUCGCUGGUCCUCAACAAUGAUGGAAUUAGGCUUGCAACGCUAAGUCUCAUGGCUGGCGACUUGGGAUUGUUCCUGAUGGGCCAGACAAUGCGGAUUGGUGGUAAACUCGGCAACCUGUCGCUAUUAGACGACAUCGACCAGGGUGCGCCGCCCGAGAUGCGUGAAUUGGUGUCUAUCCAAAGUCAAGACUUGGCUGAUUUCAGUUAUGAGACUUUUGAUCCGAAUAAUAAGGAAACAUACCCAGGCUACGACUCGUCCUUUGGCCUCCAAGCUGGAUCGGUGAAGGUCAACUUCAUCUCUGAGCCAUUCCGCAAGAUCCUCAACUUUCUCGUCAAGUUCGGAAAGAUGCAGGCAAUCUUCAACGCUGCCCGCCAGGCUGCGGCGAACCAAGCGUCUCAGAUUCAACAGAAUGCCAAUAAGAUACAUUUCAAUAUUACGGUUAAAACGCCGAUUAUUGUCUUCCCCCGCGUUAUGGAGUCGGGCAUACCACGCCGAGACGUUAUAACCGCGUAUCUUGGAGAGAUCUACGCCCAGAACAAGUUCGUUCCACUCGACGACUCUGCCUACUCGCCCAUCGGCAUGAAGAUUUCGGCGGGUAUCAGGAAUAUCAGAUUGACCUCCGACUUUCACUACGGGGAAGAUCGGUCCGAGGAGCUGGAGCUGAUUGAUCAAGUUGAUCUUGGCUUCGCGAUCACAUAUGCCGAGCAUUUGCAGGGAGUCAAGAGACCUGACCUUGAAAUUAUUGGCCAUAUGACCGAGCUCAACUUGCGAAUCACACAAGUUCAAUUUAGGUUCCUGUUAGAACUGGCUAGAACUAUCCCUGCUGCUUUUGCUGCCGACGAGGAUGCCAUUGAGCAGGAGACGAUUGACGAGCUACCCAAUAGACUCACUCAGCAUGCUGAUGCGGAUCAUGGGUUUGCUAGCAAUGACAAUGAUAGCAAGAAGUCCGUCGAUCUUGGUCCAGAGCUUAACAUUGACUCCGAAAGCUGGGUAAAAUUAGACUUCGCUUUCAAAGUACCCAGUGUUGGCUUGGAGAUGAUCCGCGCCGAAGAAAAUGAGCCCAUUGAGGAUCGCCAGGCAGCUAGCUUGUCCAAAUUUUCUCUGGAUGAUACCAUGGUGAAGCUUUCCAUGGCCACGGAUGGAUCUCUGGAAUCCGAGCUCACAAUCCAAUCGUCCACGAUUCAAGAUAGCAGAAGCGGCGAAACCAACAGAUACAUGAAGGUUAUGACCUCUUUGAACAAGGACGUCCAGCAAUUCAUGGCGAGCGUUACAAUCUCGGGUGGGAAAGAACGAAAUGUCAUCGCCAUGGCUGCGAUUGACAGCCCCCGAGUCAUCCUCGCGCUGGAUCAUCUAUUUGCUAUUCAGUCGUGGCUUACCCAUGGAUUUGCAAUUGAUGAGCCUGCGAUUUCUGAUAUCGUGCAAGACACCAUGGAGGAGUCGAAUGAGAACUCAGAGGCCGAGACUGAGGUUUCUUCGCGGCAUAUAAGCCAGCGUCCAAAGUCAGAGAAACAGGCUAGCUCUGGAAAGAAAACGCCUCAGAUACAGGAUAACAACGAAAUGACGGUCUCAUUCAGGGUUAAUAUCGUUGAUGCCCAGAUCAUUUUGAUUGCAAACCCGAUCAGCACCAGCUCCGAAGCCAUUGUGCUGGGGACGAAGCAAAUCCUCAUGUCUAAGCAACAUGCUCUGACCCUUCAGGUGUCGGAGAUGGGUAUGUUCCUUUGUAGGAUGGAUCGUUUCGAAGACACACGCCUUCGCAUUCUCGAUGACUUCAACUUGUCAAUGUCUAUGGAUACCUCGCAACCUCAGGUUUCGAGUAUUCAUAUCGACAUCCAGCCAUUGAUUCUUCGAUUGUCGCUUCGUGAUAUCCUACUUGCCGUGCAAAUUUUCGGGAAGGCAUCGGAAUUGUCUGGCGGCGAAGCGAAACCUCAGGAGUCACCUUCCGCUAAGAAGGCAAACCAGCUCAAGGGCCGUCCCAAUAGUAGUCUAAAGCAGGGUACGGCAAGUGGCCGAGCGGCGUCAACACUGGCGAAACAGCCCAAAACUAUCGGUAGCGCAAGCCAAGGCCAGCUUGACGGCGAUGCAUCCAGUGCCGUGACUAAAGCUGGCCCGCCCAAGCGUGAGGAGCUAACGGCCACCCUCGAGGGAUUUAGAGUUGUCCUUCUGGGCGACGUACACGAACUGCCAAUUCUUGACCUAAGCGUCAACAACUUCACAGCUACUGCCAAAGACUGGUCGAGCGACCUUUCUGCCGGGACGACCAUUGACAUGUUUGUCAAUGUUUACAACUUCUCCAAGUCGUCAUGGGAGCCUCUUAUUGAACCAUGGCAGCUUGGUUUCCGUAUGUCGAGGAAGCAAAAUCCUCCCAGCAUGGCGUUUGAGCUGAGCUCGAAGAAAAUGAUGGAAUUGACUAUCACUUCGGCUACGAUUGCUCUGGCGUCUCAUUCCGCCACCUUCCUCCGGUCAGAUGACGAUGUUCUGUCGAAGCCUCGCGGCGUUGAUACUCCGUACCGCAUUAAAAAUUACACGGGAUUCGAAAUGAACGUCUGGGCCGAAUCUGACUCUAUCGAUGAAGAUGCGAUGUCCGCAAAGCUCCAAGACGGCGAGGAGGCCCCAUGGCUCUUCGAGAACUGGGAGAAGAUGAGAGAGAAUUUGUCGACUGAUGUCAAACCUGCUAUUGUUGGGGUUGUCCUCGAAGGAAGCAGCUUUCAGAGCAUUGACAAGAUUCCCGUCAAUCGCGAGGGGGAGUUCCUCUACAACCUGAAACCGCGAGUGGAUAAUAUUCUCCAUCGCCUGCUUGUGGAAGUCAAGCUCGGAGAAGACAAUGUCAAGUAUAUCACUUUUAGAUCGCCGUUGCUGGUGGAGAACAACACACAAAUCCCCGUCGAACUCGGCGUGUUUGAUGCCCAGGAGGGCCAUCUCCUUAAAAUCGAGAAGAUUCCACCGGGAGAAAGUAAACCGGCACCAGUUGGAGCUGCAUAUUUGAAGCAGCUUCUUGUACGACCAGACCAAGGAUUCGGGUAUUCCUGGUCAACGGAGUCAUUGUGGUGGCGCGACCUUCUGAGGCACCCGACCAGGACGAUGACUUGUAAGGGAGAAAGCGACAGCAAGACUCCCCCGUUCUAUUUCCAAAUGAACGCAGUGUACGAUAAGAGUAAUCCUCUUUGCAAUAUAUAUCCUUACAUGAGAAUUCGCCUCUCUGCUCCAAUCGAGUUGGAGAAUUUGCUUCCUUACGACUUCAAAUAUCGCAUUUACGACAAAAACACGAAGAAGGACUGGACGAACUUCCUUCGAAAGGGAGGCCUCAGCCCUGUGCAUGUUGUCGAAUUAUCCCAUUUAUUACUUUUGAGCAUCGAUAUGCAAGAUACUGCUUUCAAAGCCAGCGAGUUUGCCAUUAUUAACUCUAAUGAUUCUGACGAUUUCCGAAAAGAGACAACGCUUGUUUGCAAGGACAACGAGGGCCUCCCGCUUAAUCUCCAAUUGCAUUAUUACAGGAUCCCAGAUAGUGGUGGAGCGUUUAGACUCACGAUUUACAGUCCUUACAUCAUUUUGAAUAAAACUGGCCUGGAUAUCAAUAUCAAGGCCAAGUCGUUACUGCAGCAAGCACGGACGGCGGCUGGCCAGAAGGUAGUGCGCGAUCUCCUUGGGGAUGACGAACAGAAGGCGCUGCCUCUGAUGUUUGCGUUCAGUGGCGACGACCAGCGCAACCGCGUCAUCCUCAAAGUCGGCGAGUCGAACUGGAGUAAACCGCAGAGUUUCGACGCCAUUGGCAGCACAAUCGAUGUGGUUCUACCGUCAGCAACUCAGAAUACUGAGAUCCAUGUUGGAAUCAGCAUCGAGAAUGGAGACGGGAAAUACAAGAUGACCAAGGUCGUUACGCUUGCGCCGAGAUUUGUGCUGAAGAAUCGCAUGAGCGAGGAAAUCAGCGCCAGGGAACCUGGAUCGUCGGAGCUUAUGACUUUGAAGCGGGGAGAACUGAAGGCUCUUCACUUCCUUCAAAAGUCGGCGGUUAAGCAACUGUGCCUUUGCUUCCCCGGCCUGAACAACCAAUGGUCCUCGCCGUUCACAAUCUCAGAUCUUGGAACGACGCAUGUGAAGCUUGCUAAGGUCGGCCAGAGACAAAAGCUCGUCCGUCUUGAGGUUCUGAUGGAGGAUGCUACCAUCUUCCUGCAUCUCAGCAUCGAGACUAAGAACUGGCCUUAUUCUAUGCGCAAUGAGAGUGACAUGGAAUUUAUGUUCUGGCAAGCAAAUCCCAACAUUGACGAGGAAGACAUGGAGGAUAGAUCAGGCUGGCGCCCAAUCCGCUAUCGACUUCCGCCGAGAAGCAUCAUGCCAUACGCGUGGGAUUAUCCUGCCGCCAAGCUUAAAGAGCUCAUCAUCAGUGCGAAUGCCAAGGACAGGCAUAUUAAAUUGGCAGAGAUUGGAAAUCUGAUACCAAUGAAGGUUCCCGCCGCGAAACAUUCUAGGGAACAGAAGAUUAUCGAUCUCAAUGUCGCAGCAGAUGGACCCACCCAGACACUGAUCUUGUCGAAUUAUAAGCCGUCGAAGAGUAUGUACAAGCAAAGGUCGCCUACGGAAUCGGCUUCGAGCGCCACGGAAGGCUUCGAGGUCAAGGAUCAAGAUACGGAUGUCACGUUCCGCGCACAACUCAAACUCGCCGGAUUCGGGAUCUCACUAGUGAAUAGCCAGCUCAGCGAACUUGCAUAUAUUACCUUCAGAGAUCUCACGUUGAGGUACAGCGAAUCGCCUCUGUAUCAGACUGUCUCUGCAUCCAUUAAGUGGAUUCAGAUCGAUAAUCAAUUGUACGGAGGCAUCUUCCCCAUGAUUAUUUAUCCCAGUGUUGUCCCUAGACAACACGCUGAGACUGAGGCGCAUCCUUCUCUCCAUGCCCAGAUUACGCGCGUCAAGGAUGAUUCGUACGGUGUGCUCUACUUCAAAUACGCUACGCUACUCCUGCAACAGAUGACGCUGGAAAUCGACGAGGAUUUCGUUUACGCGCUGCUGGACUUCUCAAAGGUACCGGGGGCUAGCUGGUCAGAGACGCAUGAAGGGACGCUUUGUGAUGACAGUCUUGACAUCCCGGAGCCGAAACAGCUCCAGCAGGGCCAGGAUAUCUACUUUGAGCUCCUCAACAUCCAGCCCAUGCAGCUAGAUUUGUCAUUUGUUAGAACGGAGCGAGUCAAUGUCGAGGACAAGACAUCGUCGCGCAACCCGCUGAUGUUCUUCCUCAAUGUGCUUACCAUGGCCAUUGGGAACAUCAACGACGCGCCUGUGCGAUUCAACGCCUUGAUGUUGGAGAACGCACGAGUAUCGGCGGCUGUCUUGACACAGAAUAUUUCUGCGCAUUACUCUCAAGAAGCGCUGUACCAAGUGCACAAGAUUCUAGGAUCUGCAGAUUUCCUGGGCAACCCCGUCGGUCUGUUCAAUAACCUGAGUUCGGGAGUGGCGGAUAUCUUCUACGAGCCGUACCAGGGCUUCAUCAUGUCUGAUAAGCCUGAGCAGCUCGGUAUCGGCAUCGCCAAGGGCGCCACCAGCUUUGUUAAGAAGUCCGUCUUUGGUGUCUCGGACAGUUUCUCGAAGGUCACUGGUAGUAUUUCCAAGGGUCUCGUCGCCGCGACGAUGGACAAGCAGUUCCAGGACCGCCGGCGCAUGACUCGGUCGCGUAACAGGCCGAAGCACGCUCUGUAUGGCGUGACGGCUGGGGCUAAUUCAUUCGUUAGCAGUCUCGCCAGUGGAGUUGGCGGUCUCGCGCGCAAGCCGCUCGAGGGCGCCGAGCAGGAGGGAUUCGCAGGCUUCUUUAAGGGCGUGGGUAAGGGUGUUCUCGGACUCGCGACGAAGCCAGCCAUCGGUGUGUUUGAUCUUGCGUCGAACGUCUCCGAGGGCAUCCGCAACACAACGACAGUGUUUGACGGCGAAGGCCUAGAGCGCGUGCGCCUGACGCGCUUCAUCCCCGCGGACGGAAUCGUGCGGCCGUACAACCAGCGCGAGGCACUCGGUCAGUUCUGGCUCAAGCAGCUGGACAGCGGCAAGUACUUUGACGAGAAGUACAUUGCGCACCUGGAGCUGCCGCGCGAGGAUGUCGUGGCGAUGUUGACGUACAGCCGAAUCAUGCUUGUACGUGCGAAGAAGCUGACGAGCGAGUGGGAUGUGCCGCUGCGUGAUGUGCAGACGAUCUCGAAGGAGCGGACGGGGCUGAGCUUGACGCUGAGGGGGGGCACGAAUGGGCCGUUCCUGCCGGUGGCGGAGGAGAGUAGUCGCAACUUUUUGUAUCAGAAGAUUGGGGUUGCGGUGGGGGAGUUCAAUAAGAAGUAUAAGGCGACGGAGUAGUAGGAGAGGAGGAGGAGGUGCUGGUUUAAAGGCGACGCGGGUUUAAAAGGGGGGGAUGAGGCGCAGACACGGCUACGGCUAUGGAAGGGCAGGUUUGAAGGGGCGCCGGAUGGGACGGCACAUGAAAGUGCAGUAGAGUAGGCGCCGGUUGCUUCGAUGUGGAUAGACAUACACAUAAAAAUUACAGUACACAUUUCCCGAUAUCCAUCCAGGAUCGAACCGUUCUGGUGCUACUACAAUCCAUCAUACCCCGCGGCGGGCGGGCCACCCGUAAGUUGGGCAAGGCUAACUCACUAACCACAGGGAACACCCGCCCCUACCCGCACGCGCGCGGGCGCACCAUUCCCUGUUCGGCUCCCCGCUUCGUCGCCUAUUGGAAAUGACCGCCGCCAGCUCGCCACCACCAACCCCUCUAUCCCCGUGAUUCGGCAGCCCCCUAUCCCUUAUCGACACCGCUGUAAUCGAGGCGAGAGAAGGGGUGGCGCAGCAGUGAACAUGGCUGUGUCGUUGGCUGCGUGGUUGUGGGCGAGGGUGGGAGUCUGAUUGGGGAAUCCGCUAGAAGAGGGACUAGUCAUACAGAGAAGUAUGCAUGGAAGCCUUGGCGGAGGGUGGGGGAUCGUUCGGUUCGAAGGUGACGCCG